AAAUCUAAUGACAUAUACCAACUGACUGACUAACGCUUUUGAGUAUUUUAUUAGUCUUUGGACAUGACAUACAAUCUUGUUCAUUCAUUUUCAUUCAAGGUUAUUGGAGAAUUUGGAAAAAAAUUACAAAUCUGUGUGAAAUUGUGAAUUUGAUCAACAAACAACAAAACAAAUGUUUGUGUGUUUGUUUAUUGUGCAUUACAUUUAGAAAGUUUAUUUUCUGAAUAAGUGAGAAAUACUUGUCGAUUUGUUUCAUUAUUUAAGUGAACUAGAAAGUUUACGACAAAAGUUGAAUGGCUAAUAGAGCUCCGUAUUUUAAUUUUAAUGUUUUAGCGUGUGAUGUUACAUCCUAUAAGCAAUCAUUGAUACAUUUACUUCUACAACUAUUCUACCAUAAUUUGUGUGUGAAUUUAUGAGAAAAUGUGAAAGGACGUUACGAAGUGGGACAAGUAAAGUAAACAAAGUAUAUGUUACACUACGGUACCGCCGGUUUUGUAGUAAGUUCUAGAUGUCGCGCGUAGCGAUGACCCUGCGCGUGUGGAGAGACGGAGUUUAAGGUUUUUAGUGACCAUGGAAAGGCUAUCCCAUGACUUGAACCUUGCUCUAGAGGAGAGCAACUGUGGUCGACAGGAACGAAGGAAACUUGGGAUGCGAAGGCGUACCAGGUCCGCAGGGAAUUUGCCUGCUGCAGUAGCAGUGAGCCUGGUUGAAGAUGGCAGCUCCAGCAGUCCACCACAGGCUCCACUCAUCACGCAGCCCCUCUCAGACUCGGAUGACCCUCACCUCAGUAUCCACAAGUCCACCAACCUCAAGUCUCGACACUACUGCCAGAUCGGCAACUUUGAAUCAGAUUCCUUCAAUGAAAACUUCUCACCCACUCGGCCAGCUAACACGAGGAGGAAACGGAAGUAUAAGAAAAUGCCUGUUGAUUAUACAGAUGGGAAACGGUCGCCGCCUAUUGAGAUUUUGAGUAUAACUACAGAGCUUCAUACCAUCCCUGUUCCGAUAGUGUUGCAAGCGCAGAGUGUGUCGCCACUCGUACAUGGGAAGCAGAAACAAGAAAGAAACGUAUUUUCCGGUAAACGUAAAUGGUCGCACAGAGAUAAAGGGGACGGAUGUGAAAUGAGAGAGAGGUCGUUCAGUGGUGGGUGUUCAUCAAAAUCGGCGUACUUCAAAAACGAUAUAAAAUCCAGAAAGUGCGAAAUCGACAAAAAGAAAAAAGAUACAGUCUUACAACCGGGCAAAAUUGUGUUGAAGUCCCAGAAUAUAGAGGACGAAAAGCCUUGUUCGGUUUCUUCGUUACCUGGCAGUUCAAGUUUCAACUUCGUGUAUAAGAAUACCUCUAAAAAUGGUACUCCUGUGCUUUCCAAACUAACGGGGUACAGGAUAGCGACAGAUCUACCGCCAGUUUUCAAUCCAAUGUGCAAAAACCAUAUCGAGGCAAAGUUCCAGAGGAAAAUAAAGAUAUUGAACAAAACUCAUCCACAAUCCUCAUUGAGGAAUCCUUUACUGUUUGACGAGGCAAUUAGCGGUAUGGAUUGCACGGGGAACGAAAGCAGUUCGUUGAGCAGUAGCGAUUCUGACGGAGUGGUGACAAAUGACAGCGAUAGGGAAGGCGACGACGAAUUGACCGAUUGGCCGGGGAUCGAGGAGCUAAAAGUGUUCAACAAAAGCCUAACCUUCAAGUCAUCUAAGUCAAUCAACAACAAUUGUACAAAGUCAAUCAGUAAUAUGCCACCACCGAAGAGAUUGAAAAAAGAGAAGCCAGUAGCGAAGAGCGGUUGGGCCAAUUGCAAGAAUAGGUUCAAAAAGAAACGGCCGAAAGUUGAUUCGGGGAACGAAGACGACGCAAUGAUGUCAGAUUCGAAGACAGUUGUGGAUGUUGAAGACGAGAUCUUGAAAGAAAAGGAGAUUUUACCCCAUUCCUCGUUUUCGACGUUCAGUGACAUCAUAUCAGCCAGUGCGUCUGGGCAGAACGCUGAUGAAUCGUUCUACCAGUCCUUUCAGGCGUUUCAAGAGAAAUCGGAGAAGGAGUUUAAUCAGACGCCGCGCACGAACUUCUCUUUGCAGAAGACAUCGUCGAGUGAUUUGAAUUUAAGCGAAAAGUCCCCUCAGAGUGACCAUUACUACAGUGAACAUUCAAUGGGAAACACAGGGGUUUCCGAAGUGAGGGAAAUAAGAGCUGGAUGUAGAAGGAUAAGGGAGGAGAGACCUGGUUUUCUCAUAUUGAGUGCAGCAAAUGAACAGUUGUCCAAGUUUCUGCAGGAUUCGUGCCAAACUGAGCUCAAGUUGUCCAGCUUUCAAGAUCCAAUGGAGAGAGAGAAGUUAGAGUCGCUGGCGAAGUUGUAUUCUUUGGAGUUGCAAGUUGAGAUGGGGAGACCUAUUUUAAGGAAAACAAGCAACACAACUCAAGCGAUCCGAGUGGAAAACUAUUCCUCUAAAAACUUUCCCUCUGACCACAAGCGGCGCUGCUACGGUGAAGAGGCCGACUCGAGUCUCAGCCUCAGCGACCAGAACUCCGUGACCUCGGCCAACGAACUCGACGACAUCAUACCGGAGGUCAAGCGUGAACUGGACCUUGCCCAGGACUUGGCUGAAUCCUUCUCUUACGCCCAAGUGAAUAAGGCUUUGUUACAUCCUGGUGAAUUGGACUGAAGUGAAAGUUAUUUACUAAUGGAGGAACAGUGUUAAAAAAAAUUAGGAAUGCGCUAUUUCUAUUAUGCCCGCUGUAAUAUUUUUGUAACUCUAUGGUAAAUUUAUCCUGAUUGACAAUUAGCCGGUUUCACUUCCGAUAGAUUUUAACCGAAAAGUUACACGCUAAAUUGUAAUCAGUAUUUUCAGUUCACAAUAUGACGGUAGAUUAUAACAUCACGAGUGAGAUUAUAAACUAACGUAUUGUAUUUUACAAUUUAACGAAAACAUAUAUAACUUAAAUAAUUAUUUAGUUUAUUAUACAUGUUGUAUAAUAAUUAACAAAGGUAAGUAGAUUACAAUUAAGUGUGUCAAAAGGAUAUGAUCUUAACAUUGUACUUAUUAUAUGUAAUUAAUGUUAUGUUACUUUCAAUUAUGUAAUAUUGACUUCUCAAAUAUCUACCAGUUUGUUUGUUUACUUGUAUUUUUUUCUCCCAAUCAGGGUUUUAAGUUGCAACAUUUGUUGUUUGUGUGUUUAUCUUUGGCACUUAAAUUAAUCCAUUGAGAUUUAGUUGUUUUUGGGUUUGAAAGAUGAUUUUGAAUGUUCUUAGCUAUAUUAUUAGCUAUGUAUACUAAAUUUAUUUAUUGUAUUGAAUUUUCAAGGUUAUAAUAGGCCUAUUGUGCGUCAGACAUAUCUCGUGAUGAGAAAAGACAUAUGUCGACAAAUAGCGCGAAACCCAACAUAUUUCUUUGUCUUUCAUUGCAAAGGGACGAAAGAAAGAGCGUUAGUUUCGAUGCAGUCACUAUUGUCAACAUAAAAAUCUUUUAUUUUAAGUAGGCUCAGUUUUCAAGCACUUCUGAAACGUCAGUUUACUAUUUGUAAAGAAAAAAAUUCAACAGUUGCUCUUUUUAUUAAAAAAAAAAGAAGCUGAUCCAAUAGCCUCCAACCACCUAGCAUUUUCUUUUUCUCAUAACGAGAUAUGUCAUUGACAAUGUCAGUUUUUAAGAGAUAUCUCGUAGCGGGAAAUCUCAAGCCUACAGGAUAGGAAUAUUCAAAAAUUUACAACCUAUUCUCUUGCCUUAUAAAUAUAAUUAAUUAUUUUAUUAACACUUUCACUGCAGCACUGAUUUUUCUGUAAUUUCCUCUGGUGCGGUACGAGGUUCUUUGAACUCAUACUAAAACUUUAUGUUGUGCGUUACGACCUUGUAACUCUUGAACAUGUUAGACACACGAGGUCAAUUGACCGCAGCGAACGUGUUAAAAUCGGUCAAUCAGUUUUGUAUGAUUGCGACUACAAACUUCGUGACAUUUUUAUAUAUUAGACUAGCGGACCCGGUCAAGUUUCGUUUUGACAUAAGUGCACUUAUUCUCUAUCCCUACUCUACCCUUCUAUACCUCUACCCCUACCCUACCCCUACCCUACCCUACCUCUACCGCUUGACUCUUAAACGUUUUUAUGGGAAAUAGAAAAGGGCAGUUUUUAGGGUUUUCCCGGAAAUUAUUUGAUUUUUUCUCACCCUUUAAACCUUCCCUGUACCUCCAUGAACAUUUCAAGACCAAGAUAAGAUAAAUCCGUUAAGCCGUUCUCGAGUUUCAGCGAGACUAACGAACAGCAAUUCAUUUUUAUAUAUAUAGAUAAAUUUUAAUAACAACAUAGGUUUUAGUAUGUUCUAUUGAGUAAUGUAAGAGUAUAUAAUACUGUCGGAAACAAGAAAUAUAAUUUCUACUAGAAAUGUGAAAUAUGUACAAAUACUUGCAUGAACACAAAUUGUGUAAUAAAAAUCAUGUUUAUGUAUGUAUGGAUAUUGAUGUGGUUUAAAUUAUGUUUUAUUGAUCUCUUUAAAAUUUAUAUUUUUAAGUAUACUUAACACUUUUGAAGUUUUUUUUUUAAACUUGAAAUUUUGUCCUAGUAGGUAUAUUAAUGUGUUUUAAUUUGUCUUUCUUAUCUCAGGUAGGGCAUAAACUAGAAAAUAUAUUACAGAUAGAUAUAGAAUGAUGGACUCUAAUAAGAAGCCAUUAUAAAGUGUAACUUUUUUGUUAGUUUUCAUUAUAUUUUACUUAUAUGUAAGAGUCAGAAUUGGGACAGACAAAAUUUGUGACUAACAUGGGCCAGGUAUAUUUUGCAUAGCCUGUAGUUAUGUACAAAAAUAAAUUGUAUAAAAUGUAUAACACUUAUUAUUUAUAGCAAGGUUAAAUACAAAUGACAAAGAUUUCCGAAAUGGGACCCGUAUUUUCAGAACAAUACAGACAUGUAAAAUGUCAAGAUUUUUUGCUAAGAUUCUAAUGGAGUAAUCUAUUACUCCAUUAGAAUCUUCAAUCUUAGCCGAAAAAAUAUUUGCGAACUGGGAAAAUAUUCUGAUUUCAUUAUUUUCACACCGAUCCAGGUUUGCAAACACGUAGUGAUUUGAAUAUCCUCUUUGUUGCGUAUUUCACUGAUUGUCACUUGUCUUUGCAAACGCGCCCUGUCAAUGUCAAUCAAAAAUUAUAUCACUGCUUUAUGCCUAAGAUGCGUGCUGGAGAUAUCUCGUAGAGACAAAAGACAAAAUGUCGUUGGCGCAUCAUAGGUCUAUACAGCGUGUCCCGUAAUUAAUGGAUAAACCGCAAGUGGUAGAUACGACACCUAAAUAUCUAUAACUAAUUUGAAUAGUUUUCCAAAAAUCCUUAUGGUGACCAAGAAUUAAAAAAAAUAACUUGAACUUGAAAAACUAUUCAAAUUAGAUUUAGAUAAUUUGGUGGUUUAUCUAAGAUUUGUGUUUUAUCCAUUAAUUACGGCACACCCUGUAUAUUUUGGUCCAUUGCGCAGCCUCUGUUAAAAAGUUGGUAUCUUUAUUUUUGUAUGUGCCUAUAGUACUAAUUAUGUCCUUUAAAUACUAGAAGUCUUAUUAGGGUAAAAAACGUAUUUACAACACGUAAAUAGUUUUUUACUGGUGUAUCAAUGUUACAUUGAUUUUGUAUAAACUUUGAUUAAUAAACAAUAUUAUUUUA
Molecule: messenger RNA, 5617 nt
Organism: Bicyclus anynana (squinting bush brown)
Lineage: Eukaryota; Metazoa; Arthropoda; Insecta; Lepidoptera; Nymphalidae
Exons: 5
Coding region: 571-2655 (694 amino acids)
Source: RefSeq, a predicted model, not a curated record